This is a messenger RNA of Siniperca chuatsi (mandarin fish), 5319 nucleotides long. It is a transcript of the gene lrrc53, whose product is annotated as leucine rich repeat containing 53. Gene Ontology annotation, molecular function: protein binding. The transcript has 8 exons. Gene Ontology annotation, cellular component: plasma membrane. The record is from RefSeq and is a predicted model, not a curated record. The coding region runs from base 1493 to 4882 and encodes 1129 amino acids. NCBI's taxonomy places the organism in Eukaryota, Metazoa, Chordata, Actinopteri, Centrarchiformes, Sinipercidae.
AGUUGGCUGAAACCCCGGGAUCAAGAGUGGGUUUUUUAAGAAGAUGUUUAAUUACAGCUACUUUAAACGACUAUGGUACAUAACCUGUUAAUAAGGUACUAGAUAAUAGAUACUAGACUACAAAGAGACACAAAACAACCACAAAGAAACACAAAACAACCACAGAGACACAAAACAACCACAUAGACACAAAACAACCACAAAGAGAUGCAAAAUGACCAUAAAGAGAUGCAAAACAACUAUAAAUGGUAAAUGAACUGUACUUAUAUGCCUUUCUAGUCUUUUCUGACUACUCAAAACGCUUUACAAAGAGACACAAAAUGACCGAAAAGCGAUGCAAAACAAUUAUGACUACCCAAAUAAAAUACCCAAAUACUUCUCAUCAUUUGAGAUGAACUUGCUCAAAGUCUGUCAGCAUAUAACACCAUCAUACUGUUUCUGUGGUUCUCUGUUCUUUGGUUGGUCAUAUUCACAUUCUGUUAAUCCACUCUGGUUUAUGGAUUUUAUGGAAACAUUACUGUUGUAAAGUAACUCAUAUUUCUUCAUCACAGAGGACAGCUCACUAGAGGAAAGUCCAUUAGGAAAAGAGCUUUAGCAGAAACAUGAUAGCCCUCAUUCUGCUACAAUGUCUGGCUGUCAUCCAUCAGUCAGUGUCCUCUGGGGAUAACCUCCACCUUCCCUGAUGAUACCACACACACACACACACACGUCAGUUCUUGCCAAAACACACAUGACUGUUUGUUUGCCUAGCAACUCAGAACAAACAGUGAACAAACAUGACAACUGGCUCACUGGUGAGCCAUCAGAGAGGUUUGCAAACUUUGGUCCAAGGACACGCUGAGGUCUCUGAUGGGGCUCCAGAGGGCCCCAAGAAAACUGAAGAAAAGUUCAAUUCAGUUUUUUAAUCUUUACAAACUAAAUUCACAUGUCCAAAUGACAGACAUCACAAUCGAUUCCUCAAUGUUACUGCACUCAUGCCAAUCCUAAACCGAGAUCACUUCAAGACCAUUUAUUAUAAUGGCCCAUGACAUAAUUGUUUUUAACAAAACAUGGAACAUAACUGUAUGAUUUUUAGAAUAAAAAUAGUACUGCCAGGAUUCAUUGUAUAUUUCUUUUUACCCAGGUUUGGUUUUGUAAAGCUUUUGUGCAAAAUAAGUUUUUGCAAAUUAAUCCCAACCAAAUUACUUUAUGGUCAGAAGGACAGAAAAAAAACACAAAGGUAUGGAUUGUUGCUGAUGAUGUAUGUAAUGGUCAGGGCUCUCAGUCUAUGAGCACAGGACAUGAUCAUAGGGUCCUGGGGGGGCUGCAGUCUACAUUCACCUGUGCAGAGCUGAAGAGAGGAGACAGGUGUAUAGUGUAUUUCCAAAGAUGUAAUGAUGUAUUUUAACAGGCCAAACAGAUGAUGAUCAUGACAGUGAUGCGGCUGUAUCGGGUUACAGCCCUAUGGAAGAGAUGCUACCUCAUCAUCGUGUUACCUCUGCUGUAACACACCAUGAUCAUCAUCAGAGCCCAGCGUGUGUCCCCUGUCCCAUCAUGCCCUGCUACCUGUGUGGUUUGUUCUGAUGAUGCCGUCAUCUGUCACAGACUGGCUCACAUUAUUGACGCUCCAGACACAACCCAGGCUUUGCUGCUAACAGAGGGCUCCAUCUCCACAGUCCAGCCUGCCUCACUGUCUGACCUCAGCAACAUUACUGUCAUAGGUCUCAGUCAUAACCAUAUCUCAGUGCUGGGUGAACAGUCCUUCAGAAAUCUGCCGUUCCUCCACACUUUACUGCUGGACCACAACCUCCUGACCAGCCAGGCCCUACAGGGUGGAGCUCUGACCAAUCUAACCCAGCUAGAGGUCCUUGCCCUGGGCCACAACCUCAUCAACAUGAUCCGAGGUGCCUGGCUUAAAGGUAACAAGGCCCUGCGGAGCCUGAAACUGGAAGGAAACCUGCUAACCUGUUUGGACACUGAUUCCUUCCCUCAGACUGACCUCAAAGAUCUGGAGAGUCUGGAUCUGUCAGAUAACCUGAUAGAUCAUCUGGAUAGAAACAGCUUUGGUGGGUUGGUGAGCCUGCAGACUCUGGAUCUGUCCAGAAACCGUCUGAGUUCUGCUCCUGCUGAGGCUUUUUCCUACCUCAGCUGGCUGGCAAACCUCAACCUGGACCUCAACUCAUGGAACUGCUCCUGUCAGCUGUUGGAACUAGCUGCCUUCCUGUCCACCUUCAUACAACAACCCAACAAGACUCUCUAUAAUGGCCGUAGGAUGGUGUGUGUGAGCGCUGACAACCCAGCUGUAACCACAGUGCUGGAGCUGACUGAGGCCAACUGUGUCCCAUCCAAUCAGAACAUCACAGUGCAGAUAGAGACAAGAGGCAGCAUGACGCCUCAACUGUAUGCUCGAGAUCUGGCCAUCACUGCAGUCAUCUGCUUUAUUGGUGGUGUUGGCUUGACCCUGCUUGUAGUCCUGAUCUACCAUCAAGUGUCUCGGAGGAAGAAACUGAAAGAAAGUAAAAGACAAAAAGAGGAAGAAGAGGGAAGCAGCACAGUUGCGAAUCACCAUGUCAAUCACCUAGAUGUUAGUGAAAAGAGGAGGGACCUCUUCUUGCAAGCAAAUAGCAGCCAGCCUUGGGACACGGAAGCCAUGACGUUAGAUGCAAGGAUAGAUGGCCAUGGUGGCCAGUUUAGGUCUAGAGCUGAUGAAAACCUCAGUCAUUUUAGGUGCCUGGACUGUAGCACCGAAGGACAGAGAAGGAUGGGGCAGAACCUGAUGAGAGGGAACAACAGGAUAAAUGGAGGUAUGGAGGCAGAGGAGGAAAGAGAGAAGAGGAGAAUGAGGAUGAUGACAGAGGACGAAAGGGGGACUCAACAGGGAAUCUUUAACAGGGACAUUCCUAACAGGCUUUUUUCUCAUAGCAACACCAAUUCUUCCUCUUAUCCAUGGAAAGAAAUCUUCAGUCAGAGACCAGAGACCCUGACUGAUUAUAAGACAAACAGAGAGAUGGGAGAGAGUCACAGUACUGAUAUGGAAGGUAAGAGCAGAAGACAUGAGACUUUACACUGCGAGAGGUGCCACAGGACAUACAGACCACCAGAGCAGAACAUGAGACAAGCGAGGAUUCACAUCAACAUGAGAGACUCUGCUCUGUUUGAUGACUUCCCUUCUCAGUACAGACAGAUUGACAGGGGUAGGAAUGUUAACCACAACCAGUCUGACAUGCUGAAGAACACAGAGUGGAGAAGAGCAACAAGAAACGUAACGUUUGAUCUGGAGAGUCCGAGAACCCUAGAGCAAGGAAAAAGUCAAGGGGACGAGGGAGGAAGAGGAAAGAGGGAGGAGGAAGAGUGGACCACCAGAGACAAGGACAGAGGAAGAGUAAGAGGACACAAAGCUAAAGUCCAGUCAAGCCGGUUACUGAAGGUUAAACUAAACUUGAACCCGCUACAAAAAAGCAAAGUCCAUCCUAAGAGGAAAACCGACCACGGCCACUCAGAGAAAAGCAACUCAAAGAAGAGUAAAGAUAAAAGGCAGGAUGGAAAACAAAGAGAAGAGAAGGAAGGGAAAGGAAAGUCUGGUAAGAAAACAAAGGGUAGCAGCAAGAAAAUGAAGAAAUCCAUCACUAAAAGAUUGACUGAGGAUGGUGUGGAAGAGAAGGAAGAAGAAGACAGAGGAGGAGGACAGAAAAGCAAAACAUCCUCUAAGCAGAAAAAAAUGACUUCCAAAAGUGGGCAACGCAGCCAGGGAAGUACAGAAGGUGACGAGGGAGAGAAUACACACCCAGAGAACUCCCAAUCUGGCUACACCACCAAUAUUGCUGACCAAUCAGCCUCUGCUAUUGCCAUUGGACAGGGACAAAACUUGCAGGCAGGAAGUAUUCAGUAUCAGGGAGCUGGAUUGGAACUAGGGAGUGCUCAGCUUUCCGUGCAGUAUCCCGUAUCCCUCUCUACCACUGACAGGAAUCACACUACCAACACUGGUUCAGUGGGCUCACAACUGACUGCCAGCAGCCUCUCUCAAGGAGGGAACUUUUUGCUCAACACCAUAGCCCAAGGAUCUAACACACUGUUCCCCAGCUAUCCAGCUAAAUCCAUUGCUCCUAGCAUAGCAAUCAGUGGGCCCAACAUGGCUCCAAGUGGUGCCCCAGACAGCUUCAGUAGGCAAGCUGGUGUAGGCCUCACGUUUCCUACUACCUCUCUUCUAGCUAACACUGUACAUGCUAACCCUUUGCAAGCAAGUGCAAUACAUACCUCUCCUCUUCACACCUCCCAGCUUGCAGAACUAGCCUCGAUCUUAGCAGCAAACCCAGCUAUCCCACCUGCGCAGUCCCUCUCACAGAGUCGGCCACCUUCUGACAGCUCUCCUCUUGUAGCAAAACUGAAGUCUGAUCCAGCCCAGGGACCAGGCCUGCAGACUGGGGAAGUACAUCAGCUGCCCUCUGAAUCUCAAGCACCCCAGACCAAGGAGAGCCUCUCUCUCCCAACUCAGGCACCUCCAAGUGUGGAUGGUUCGUUUGGGGUGACCUCUCAGGCUCCUGGACCACUAACCACUGUGGAGAAUCUGUCAAACAAUAACAGUCAGACAGAGAUGGGGCAUGUACCAGCUGGGUCGACAGUCAAUAUGUCAGCUGGGGGUGUGGCUCUAACUGAAGGACUUGCAGCAGGGGUGUCAGGAGGCAGCAUGCAGGCAGCAGAUGUGUGUGUAUCAGGUAUCUCUGCACCAAGUAUGUCUACACAGAGUGUAUCUUCCACAGGUGAUGCAGUUGCAGCUGCUGCACUGCUGCAGCAGGAGUACCUGUCAGAGGAAGGAGGAUCCUCCCCAAGGAGGAAGCUGAGGCUGGUGCUUCCUGAGAAGACGUCCAGCCGACCACCCACCGCACUGGAGAGGAAAAUACGCUAACUGCUCAUACCAUAUUUAAUGGAUGAAAUUUUAUGAAUCUUAGUGUUAGACUAAUGCCUUCAUAUGUUGAUAAUGUGAUGUUAUGAACUGCUACAAAAUUUUAUUUCUGGGUGUUUUACAGAUGGGGUAGUUUUAUUUUUGUAAUUAUAAACACUGAGUAAAAAACCUAUUUAUUUUUGACUUUCAAAGUUCAUUGUUGACCUUUGUAACAGCAGUUGACCUUAAGGUUCAUUUAGUAGCUGUGCUGGAGUUUUCAGCCAUGCCACAUGAUCUCAAUUUUUUUAAUUUCGUGAUCAUCCAGCUCCAGAACAGCUACUAUUUGAACCUUGAUGUGAGAUUCUUUUGCUGUUGUUUGGUACGGUGUAAGAUGUACACAGAGAGAUACUGGGCUAAAAUGGAAUGUUAUUUUUAAAUAUAUUUAUUAUUCUUUAUGUAUA